AUGGAGGCCUAUUUGCGGCAGCAGCUGCAGGAGAAUGCAGAGCUCCAGGCCGACAGAACUGCACGGAGGCGAGCGCGCGAGGAGGGCAGCGUGAAGCACUUCGACCCCGACAGUGCCGGUGCGGAACUCUGCUUCCACGAGGCUGUGCGGAAAGACCCGCAAAAUGCCGAGGCCCACUGGCAAUUGGGCUUUGCGCUGCUGGAGCAGGGUAAGUUCCGGCAAGCCGCCGGCUCCUUGAAGGAAGCCCUUCGCCUCGGAAAAUCGGAGGUUGCUCGGAGCCACGUCGCAUUGGGCGAGAUCUACCUGGACCACCUUUGCAACUACACCCAGGCGGAGUGUCAUCUGCGCUCAGCGUUGGAGCUACGGCCUGGAGAUGCAUACCUGGCAAGACGAUCCAGAGAGGCGAAGAAGCAGCUGGACGAGGAGAAGGCGUGGAAGGAGGAGGUUGAAGGUGCUGACGAGGUCGAGGCGGCAGGAGUAGAACAAGCUGGCAGUUCGCAAGGCCCCAGUUCGGGGAGCCGCAGCGGCACGGCGCAGAUCGCCGCGCAGCCCCAGGAGUUGGAGCCGGAGCAUAUAGAGACUCGGCACUUCGACGGUAGCAGUGCCGGUGCGGAGAACUGCUUCCGCGACGUUGUGCAGAAAGACCCGCAAAAUGCCGAGGCCCAUUGGCAAUUGGGUUUUGCGCUGCUGGAGCAGGGUAAGUUCCGGCAAGCCGCCGACUCCUUGGAGGAAGCCCUUCGCCUCGGAAAAUCGGAGGUUGCUCGGAGCCACGUCGCAUUGGGCGAGAUCUACCUGGACCACCUUUGCAACUACACCCAGGCGGAGUGUCAUCUGCGCUCAGCGUUGGAGCUACGGCCUGGAGAUGCAUACCUGGCAAGACGAUCCAGAGAGGCGAAGAAGCAGCUGGACGAGGAGAAGGCGUGGAAGGAGGAGGUUGAAGGUGCUGACGAGGCGGCAGGAGCAGGACAAGCUGCCAGUUCGGAAGCCCCAGGCUCCACUGUGCAGAACGACAGCGGCGCAGAGCAGCUUGCGGCGCAGCCCCAGGAGUUGGGGCGCUUAGACUCCCGUGCAAACGAUGCGUUCGCGCAGUUCAUGCUUGCUGGCAUGAUGUGGCAAGUCGGAGACCUGGAGGACGCUCUUCCUAGAGCCAGAAGGGCAACACAGCUGGAGCCGGGGAACGCGACUUACCAUAACUUCCUUGGAGACAUACAUCGCGGCCUCGGAAAUUUGGACCAUGCUAGGGAGAGCUUUCAAGAGGCCAUUCAGCUCAUGCAACAGAAGCUGACGAUGUUCGAGGUUGAGGGGGCCUCGAACAAUGCAUCGCGCGUGUGGAGUGGCCAGGGACUGGCCAUGAAGGUGCGUCGGCCAUUGCGCGUCGUUCAUACCGAGGAGUCCACCUUCCGAAUGCGGGCGGCCUUGGUACCGGAGGCUGUGGAUGCGCAGAGAUGGCCGAAGCAAUCCUUGCUGGAAUCCAACCUGGCCUCCCUCGAAGUGCCUCUGCAGGGCAGAGCAAGCAGAGCUUUGCCCAAACAACAGUGGUCGGAGAUGAGUCACGGAUCGGCAGCCUCGACAUCGAAGGAGGUCAAGCCUGUAGAAGAGGUGUCCUUCUUGCCAGCUGAUCAUGAGACAACGACAGAGGAACAAGCUGCCCUCUUGGCAUCUCUAGGUGCGGCCUCGUCCUCGGACCCCUCCCGGAGAUUCGCAUCCCAGCAUACCACAAUAUCUGACCGUGUGGACGGCAUUGUUGUGAAACUGGGCAAAGGCGACAUUGCGCAGAUCCACGACGAUAUCCUCAUGGUGACACCGCCCCAUGUACGUGCUCAUUUCAAGAUCAUUGAUUCCGACCUGCCGCUACCUACAAACGUGGUAGCGUUCAGUCCCAUCCUGCAGCUUUUGCCACAUGGAUUUGCUUUCGCAGAGGAACCUGUGUUACUCAUAAUGCGUGUCUGUGCUGGUGCUCAAGCAGCAUGGCGAUCAUCACCUGAAGGUGGCUGGAAGCCCGUGCCAGAAGUGGACUUCUAUCCAGGGUAUGCUGUCAUCAAGCUUCGCCACUUCUGUGAGCUAUUUCUAGGCACAGAUGGGACCGCAGAGCCCAGGCCAACAGGGAUCAUGGUGCAUGGCUUCGUGGACGAAGGUAUGCAGAUGGCCAGAUGUGCUGUUUCCCAUGAGAAUUGCCCAGCUUGCGAUACGCAGCUCUCGCAAAUUGCGCCCCAGCUUCUGAGAGAUUAUGAAGUUUGUGCGCCACCACGCUAUAUAGGGGAGUACAGCGAUGGAGACGGCCUCGCGAUUUCUCAGGGGAGUCUAGAGGAGCCGUUGAAUUUGCACUUCAAUCGGCUUCCGCUGGUUACCAACAAGCCGUUCGUAUCGCAGGCUGCGCGUUUCGAGGUGAGCAUCGCCAGCGAAGACCUCGAAUUUUGUGCCUUGCGAUUGCAAGACUCAAGCUUGCCAUCAGCACCACCAGAGCCGACAGUGCCGUAUCGGUAUUUGCACGUGAUACUGCCAGCAGACUGUGGGCUGAAGGUGUUCAACAUAUCGAGCGAAGAGGAACUCAUGGAAGAUCUGGCGGUCGAAGUCACACUGGGCGGCGCGCAGCUGAAGCUGCCCUCGCAGAUGCUCCAACAAGCCCAGCUGGCCGCAGGGGAGUGGAUCGAUAUCAGAAACACUCACGCAGUCUGCAUCAAGGUUGUGCCCCCACCUCCGCAAAGCGAAGAUUCAGAUUUCAUGCCACCUGCAGCACCACCUCUUCCAUCACAAAGGAUUCAUCUUAUGUUCUCUGGACGGUUUACGAAAGAUGCCACUGUGGUCUACAUGAAGCGAGUCAAAGAGUUGCUAGAUGAGGCAGAUGUUCCAACAUUCAUGGUCGAGACGCUUGGACACGGAGACAGCUUUGGCCCACAGACCGCUGUCGGACUGUAUCAAGCCAAAGCAUUGCUUGCCUUUUGUACAGAUGACUACGGCGAGGUCACCGGGGCCAGAUACGAGACAUAUGUUGAGCUUGAAUACGCACACCAAAAUUCUCUGAAGAUUUUGCCGGUCCAGCUGUGCGACGAUUUCCCACCAAAGCCGAAGGGCCCGAUGGAAGGCCCGGCCCUAAACUCUCUGGUUUUGCGGAGGGAUUUGAUACGUGCCAUUGACAUUGGCAUGGAGAAUGCGAACAGAGUUGCUACUGAAAUUGGCAAGACUUGGCGCGACUGGCUGCAGGACGUCUGA
Molecule: messenger RNA, 3210 nt
Organism: Symbiodinium natans
Lineage: Eukaryota; Dinophyceae; Suessiales; Symbiodiniaceae
Source: the annotation of a GenBank genome assembly